AUGGCUUCUGGAGUAAAACUUCCACCUAUGGUAAUUUUUAAAUUGAAAAAAAAGCCCAAAGGCCAAUUUCCACGUGAUAUCAUUGUUGCAGCAGCACCUCAUGCGAAUAUGAAAGCAGACCUUAUAAUUUCUACGUAUAUUCCUCAAGCUAUUCGGGCAAGACCAAAUGGUUUUUUUAAAUGUAAAGGCAUUAUAUUUGUCGAUGGUCAUCAAAGUCAUAUUCGUAAUGAUAUAAAAAGAGCAUUUAUAGUAGAAGGGCUUGAUCUUUUAGAAAUACCCGGAGGAACCACUAGCGUUUUGCAACCACUAGACGUUUCGAUUAAUAAGCCAUUUAAAAAUGGAAUGAGACAAAGAUGGAAAGAGUGGAUUGAUAAAGGAAAAGUAGUACUUACUAAAAAUGAAAACCAUAAGAAAGCUUUGUAUGAACUUGUUAGCAAAUGGAUGUCUAAAAUCUGGAAGGAAAUUAGUUCCAAUGUGUUAGUCAGAUCGUUCAAAGCAACUGGGCUUACGCUUAACCCAGAUGGUAGUGAGGAUUAUAAAAUGUCAGAUCGUCUUCGAGCAAUAUUGAAGAUCAUAUGA
Molecule: messenger RNA, 579 nt
Organism: Dentiscutata erythropus
Lineage: Eukaryota; Fungi; Glomeromycota; Glomeromycetes; Diversisporales; Gigasporaceae
Source: the annotation of a GenBank genome assembly